This is a messenger RNA of Paramisgurnus dabryanus, 2791 nucleotides long. RefSeq names its product suppressor of fused homolog (Drosophila) (gene sufu). The record is from RefSeq and is a predicted model, not a curated record. Gene Ontology annotation, molecular function: transcription factor binding. Gene Ontology annotation, cellular component: nucleus; cytoplasm. Lineage: Eukaryota; Metazoa; Chordata; Actinopteri; Cypriniformes; Cobitidae.
GUCUAGCAAAGAAAUAAGUAAAAUACUUAAUAAUGCGAUAAAACAAGAAGUUUAGCAGACUACCGAGCCCCACCUCCACAGACUAAUCCAUAGGUCAGUUUUAUUGAUCAAUACAUUUGUCCAAACACAGGGCGGCUCUCAUGUUGCUUUAUUCUUACGGCUCUUCUGAUUGGCUGGGUCAAAUGUCAUUCAAUGCUAAGCUACGUCCCACUUUCUGGACGUCUAACAACAGGGGAAAAACAGCAACAGGGGCUAAACAGAGGGGGAAAAUAAUAUAAAUCUUUUCCCCAAAAGCAGUAAUUUAAUCGCCGCUUUGAUUGGCAAGUUUUUAGGAAGGUCCCGGUUUUUUAUUUUCUGAGGAGUUUUCCCACUCUGUUCGGUGUGAGGCUGUGUGGGGAUGGAUGAGAUGCGGCCUAGCAGCGGAACAGCAGCGCACCUCGGCCUCGCCUCGCUCUUCCCCCCGGGACUGCAGGCCAUUUACGGGGAAUGCAGACGCAUGUACCCCGACCAGGCAAAUCCGCUGCAAGUCACAGCCAUUGUGAAGUACUGGCUGGGAGGUCCAGAUCCUCUGGACUACAUUAGUAUGUACAGAAACGUGGGCUGUCCUGGACAGAACAUACCAGAACAUUGGCACUACGUCAGCCUUGGUCUCAGUGACCUGUACGGAGACAACAGAGUUCAUGAAUUCACAGGUCAAGAUGGCCCAAGCGGAUUUGGUUUUGAGCUCACAUUUCGCCUGAAGAGAGAAGCAGGAGAGACUGCACCCCCCACUUGGCCAGCUGAGCUCAUGCAAGGCUUAUCUAGAUACGUGUUUCAAUCAGAAAACACCUUCUGCAGUGGUGAUCAUAUUUCAUGGCACAGCCCAUUGGACAACAGUGAAUCUAGAAUCCAACACAUGCUACUCACAGAAGACCCCCAGAUGCAGCCCGUGCACACCCCUUUCGGUCAUGUCAGCUUCCUUCAGAUUGUAGGCGUUUGCACAGAAGAGCUGCAGGCAGCACAGCAGUGGAACGGUCAGGGCAUUUUGGACUUACUAAGGGGGGUACACAUUGCUGGGGGUCCAUGGUUAAUCACUGACAUGAGAAGAGGUGAAACCAUAUUUGAGAUUGAUCCACACUUGCAAGAACGAGUGGAUAAGGGCAUUGAGACGGACGGCUCUAAUCUGAGCGGCGUCAGUGCCAAGUGUGCCUGGGAUGACUUGAGCCGACCUCCUGAGGACGAGGAUGACAGCAGGAGUAUUUGCAUUGGGUCACAGCCACGCAGGCUGUCUGACAAAGACACUGAACAGAUUAGAGAGGCCCUGCGGAAAGGACUGGAGAUUAAUAGCAAGUCUGUCCUGCCUCCCAUCAGCGGUCAGAGACACGGUCAUGAUCGGCCACAACAAUCAGUUGGACAUUUGCAGACCCAGCAGAACUCAAGAAGUCGUAAGGAUAGUCUGGAGAGCGAGAGUUCAGCAGCUAUUGUUCCCCAUGAGCUUGUGCGAACGCGACAGCUGGAAAGUGUGCACCUAAAGUUUAACCAGGAGUCUGGAACUCUACUUCCACUGUGCCUCAGAGGUCGACUGCUUCAUGGUAGACAUUUCACAUACAAAAGCAUUAAUGGAGACACAGCAAUCACGUUUGUGUCCACUGGGGUAGAAGGGGCCUUUGCCACAGAAGAGCAUCCGUAUGCAGCACACGGACCGUGGCUACAGAUAUUACUUACAGAGGAAUUUGUAGAGCAGAUGCUAGCUGAGCUUCAGGAUUUGAGCACCCGUGAAUCUAAACUGCCGAAGGAAUACAGCUGGCCAGAUAAGAAGCUAAAGAUCUCUGUCCUACCAGACUCUGUGUUCGAAAGCCCACUUCAGUAAGACAUGGGAGCUGACUGCCCCUGAUUAUAGACAGACAUCUCUAAUAACAAGCUCAACUCCAGAGCUCACAUGCCUACAGACAGAAGGAAACACAUUCAGACAUUUCCCCUCUUCAAAGAACACUGUAAAUGAUGGCACACGAUUAAGUAUUUUGGUUCGAAUUGUGUCCAUUAUACCUAUUAUUUUGAAUUUAUCUAUUGACUUGUGCCAUUUCUAAAUAUAUGCUGGGUUUUAUUUUUACUUCCCCUUGUUUCUGAUCGUGUUAUGUUUCAAAAGACAGGUAAAAUUCAUUACAUUGCAAUUUUAGCACUGGUGCCUAAACUUAUCAUAGAAUGGACUCGAAUUUCUUUGAAAAAAAAACUGUCCCUAUUAAAUCCUGCGAAGGAAAGCAUUUUAAUGAAUAAGCCUUUGUGAAAGAUUUAUUUAUCUAAAAAUUCUCUCUUUACUCUAGAUAAAAUACAAUAGUGCCUAAUUCAAGUUGAUGAUCUAUGGUAGGGAUAAAGCCUCUUUGUGUAAUUUGACCCAAAAGUGGUCGGUUAGUCCAAUAACACAAUGCCAAAGUUUGUAUAUUAAUGAUGUUUGCCAAACCACAUGUAAUAUAAAAAGUAGGAAAUUAUUUCAUGUUAUUUCCUUUCUUUGAUAUUUUUUGGUGUUUUACAUGUAUUGGAUUUAAUUUUCUUUAAGACUGUAUGAUUGCAUUCCUAGCCUCUUUGUAUGGACUUAAGCUAACCGGUUCCUAAACAUCAGUCUAUUUUUGCAGAAUGUGCAUUUGCUAUUUUUGAGAUAUGUGCUGAAUAAUAGGUCAAUGUAAAAAAGAACCCUUUAUUAGUGCUUUAUAAAAUAUGAUUUUAAUUAGUGUACUGUCAUUUUUUUAUAUUCAGGAGAAUCACUACACUGCCUGUGGUUUUGUUAUUCUUAAGUGCAUUAAAGUUAUUUACAUAA